Messenger RNA from Bombus huntii, 864 nucleotides. RefSeq lists its product as uncharacterized. The record is from RefSeq and is a predicted model, not a curated record. Lineage: Eukaryota; Metazoa; Arthropoda; Insecta; Hymenoptera; Apidae. The coding region runs from base 265 to 762 and encodes 165 amino acids. Gene Ontology annotation, biological process: germ-line stem cell division; transposable element silencing. The transcript is spliced from 4 exons.
UAUUAUUAUAUCUGUGUUAUUCUUAUAUGUAUGUUUAUUGUUCUUCUUCAGAAUACAAUAGUUUUGCAAUUCAGUAUAUUUUUUUAAGUUUACUAUCUUUAUGAUUCUUUGUUCUUUUUCUCCGAAUUCAAAUUUGUUUGUUAGAUACUUAUAUUUCACGAAUAGGAGGAUGGAUUUUGUACUCAUGAAAACUUAAAGUGAUAUCGUAUUUUUAUAUUGUUUUACAUGUAAUAAGUGUAUACACUUUUUCUACGACUUUACGUUAUGAGCUUUUUAAAACUUGUGAGUAAAUAUCACACACCGAAAAUUGUAUGGUACCAGACUGAUACUACAGUCAUCGUACGUAUUUUACUAUGUGAUAUAAAGGAAUAUUUUCUCCAUGUUGAAUGUGAUCACAUAUUAUUUAGCACAAUAACAAACUCAAAAAAAUAUUAUAUUUGCUCAUAUUUUUUUGGAACUGUAAUAGCAGAAAAAACAACCCAUAGAAAUGUAGGAAGAGAAGUUAAGAUUACACUUGUAAAAGCACAUAAAGGGACAGAAUGGUUAAGAUUAUUUAUCGCAAUGGAAAAGAAUCCUUUAAUCAGCGUAGAUCCAGAUCAUAUAUAUAAAAAGGACUGGAUCCUUGAGUCUUUCAAAAAUAUAGAAAGGGAGAGUUUUGCAGAAUAUAAACGUAGAAAUAAUAUAACUCAAAUAAUGCCACUCGUGCCAUCGAGUGAUGAAGAAGAAUCUGAUGAUGAAAUAAUGGAUGCGUUAUUUUUUUAAACUACUUAUAUAUACAUAUAUAUAAUAAACAUAUGUGAUCAAAGUGUGAUAUUUGUAAUACGUAAAUAUAUCUUUAAAUAAAGGAACAGCAUAUUAGUUAAA